AUGAAUUAUAUACUACUCUCACUGCUUACCUUGGGCAUAUGGAUCUCUUCCGCGUCGGGACUUCCAAAGGUUGAAACCCAAAAUCAACCUCGGACACAGGGAACUAUCAGAGUCCAGGAUCGCCCUACCUUCUCGCACAAUGCGACUCUUCAUAGGCGUAACAACAUCAACAAGUAUGGAGGGUGCGACAAAAUGUACAAAGACGGGAAAUCCAAAGGAAAGGAUAUCGUCAAACAAGGAUAUCAUGACAUGUUGCGAAUGACUGGCCUUCUAAACCCAUUUCUGACAGUGGUUGUUGACGAACAGCUCAUAGAGCUGGAUCCUGGACCGAUGGAGAAUCGCUUCUUGGCCGUUGGCAAAGACGACAAAUCUAGAGCCAAGAGGGAUCUUAUCUACACCAUUAUCCAGCAAUCAGCACUUUGGUAUCCUUGGUACCCCUUUGACUGGUUCGGUGGAAGGCGCAUAGAGGUAUAUUGUGAAGUAGAUCAACCUAACACGGGGGGUUCUUCAUGCGCCAAAAUGGAAAAUGGUAUGAAAACUCGUGCCUAUGCUGUCAACUACAAAGGAAAGUCACAGAUUGUUUUUUGUGCAUCUUACUUUAUCCAACCCUCGUUGGAUGAAAGGAAAGCCGAGCUAGACAAAACCCCCGACAAGACGAAAGAUUUGACCUGGAUGAGGACUAGAGCACACACUUUCUUUCAUGAAAUGUCCCACUUGGCGGUCAUUGAGGGUCGAAAACUUCAUGUCGUAAAAGAUUUGAACCAGAAUCCCGUGGGUCCUUCUGGAAAAAAGGUGUAUGGGCCAAAACUGGUAGAAGCCCUAGCACGCGACUAUCCUGACUAUGCUUACUUGAACGCGGACAACUAUGCCUGGUACGCAACUGCCAUGUGGUAUAGACAGUUUUACGGAGACCCCGAUUCUGCUUCUAUCACUGCGACUGCACCAGAGGACGAUGCUGUAGAUUACUUCGAAGACGACGGAUCCGAUCCACUUCCUGCCGAGUUCGACAACCCAGAUUACGACGAGAUUUCGGAAGCCGAAGCAAUCGCCUUUGCUGCUGGCGAUUACACCCCUAGUGGUUGGCUGAAAAACAAGAAGCUUAGAAUACUUCCACUUGGUGACUCGAUUACAAGUGGCGUUCAGAGCUCCGACGGCAACGGGUACCGGAAAGAUCUAUUGAAUAUACUUGAGGGUGCGAAUAAUGCCGUUGAGAUGAUCGGAUCUAUGAAAACUGGAAAUAUGGCCGACAAUGCUCAUGAAGGCCAUAACGGAGCAACCAUUGACCAGAUUGCAACUUUUACGAGCGCGUAUACACAGCGACCCAAUGUCAUUCUACUCCACGCCGGCACAUAUGACUUGAGCCUCUCAGUGGAUCCAGCUUCCGCUCCUCAGCGUCUCGACUCGCUCGUUGGAAAGUUGGUUGCUGCUUGUCCUGAUGCUACAAUUAUCGUUUCGAGGAUCAUUCCAUCCUCAAAUGGCGGAACUGCAUCUCUGAUCAAGCCUUUUAACAAGGCUGUCGCGGAAUUCAUGGCACAACGCGCCGAUAUAACAAAAUGGCGGUCAAAUGGGCCAUUGCUAUAA
This is a messenger RNA of Glarea lozoyensis ATCC 20868, 1581 nucleotides long. RefSeq names its product SGNH hydrolase. The record is from RefSeq and is a predicted model, not a curated record. The coding region runs from base 1 to 1581 and encodes 526 amino acids. The transcript is spliced from 8 exons. Lineage: Eukaryota; Fungi; Ascomycota; Leotiomycetes; Helotiales; Helotiaceae. Gene Ontology annotation, molecular function: phosphatidylcholine lysophospholipase A1 activity; metallopeptidase activity.